AUGAAACUUCACCAGAAAUCAGUGACCAUAAUUCUAACACAUGCUCCCUCAUUCAAACCCCUCCUCUUUCUAGAGUUAGAAAGAAGAUGUAAAACCUUCCUGCUUCCAUCCAAACAUUCACUGACACUUCAUCUGGGAGGUGAAAUGGCGCGGCAAGUAUUUAAUUUUGACAGGGAAAGACUCAGCUGUUCAAUAUGUCUGGAUCUACUGAAGGAUCCGGUGACUAUUCCCUGUGGACACAACUACUGCUUGAACUGUAUUAACCUCCACUGGGAUGGAGAAUAUUGGAAGAAUAUUUUCAGCUGUCCUCAGUGCAGACAGAUCUUUACACCGAGGCCUGACCUGAAGAAGAACACGAUGUUGGCUGGGUUGGUGGAGGAAGUGAAGAAGACAGGAGUCCAGUCUGCUGAAGAUGACAUUUACUUUACCGGACGUGGACAUGUGUCCUGUGAUUUCUGCACUGAAAGAAAGAGGAACGCUGUCAAGUCCUGUCUGCAGUGUCUGGUCUCUUACUGUGACCAACACCUCCAGCCUCACUAUCAAUCUCCUGCAAUUAAAAAUCACAAGCUGGUCGAUCCGUCCAAGAAACUUCAGGACAACAUCUGCUCUCAUCACAAUGAGGUGAUGAAGAUUUUCUGUCACACCGAUCAGAAGUGUAUCUGUUAUCUGUGCUCUUUGGAUGAACAUAGAGGUCAUGCUACAGUUCCAGUUUCAGAAGAACGAACUGAGAAGCAGAAAGAGCUGAAGCUAGUUUGUGAAAAAAUCCAGCAGAGAAUCCAGGACAGAGAGACAGAUGUGGAGGUGCUUCAGCAGGAGGUGGAGGCCAUCAAUCAGUCUGCUGAUACAGCUGUGAGGGACAUAGACAGGUUCUCCAAAGAUCUCAUAUAUCUCAUUAAGGAAAAAAGUUGGGAUGUGAAGCAGCAGAUCAGAUCUCAGCAGGAAACUGAAGUAAAUAAGGCCAAAGAUCUUACAGAAAAUAUGCAGGAGGAGAUCACUGAGCUGGAAAGAAAAGAUGGAGAACUGGAGCAACUCUGUAAUACAAAGGACGACUGCCAGUUCCUGCAGAUGUUCCCUUUGCUUUCAGGACACAGUACAACAAAGUGGCCUCGUCCUCAACCCCGUCACCUGCAGGAGUUUGAGGAUGUGACAGCAGCUGUGUCAGAACUGAAAGAUAAACUACAGAGAAUUCUCUGUGAGGAACUGCCAAAACUUCCACAGAGAGUCACUGAAGUGGAUGUUUUACUGACACAAACAGAACCCACAACCAGAGAGGAAUUUUUACAGCAUUCAUGUCAAAUCACACUGGAUCCAAACACAGCAAACGUACACAUGUUAUUAUCUGAUGGGAACAGAAAAGGAACAUACACGAGUAAAAAACAGGCCUAUCCAAGUCACCGUGACAGAUUCAUGAGCAAGUCUCAAGUCCUGAGUAGAGAAGCUCUGACUGGACGUCAUUACUGGGAGGUGGAGUGGAGCGGCUCAGGUAUUAUUGUAGCAGUCGCAUACAAAGAUGUAAGCAGAAAAGGAGACCAUAGCGAAUUUGGGAGUAAUGACAGGUCUUGGGCAUUCAGGUGUUCACACAAAAAAUAUAAAUUUAGUCAUAAUUCAGUCUCCAAUCCCAUCUCAGGUCCUCUGUCCUCCAAAGUAGGAGUCUAUGUGGAUCACAGAGCAGGUAUUCUGUCCUUCUACAGCGUCUCUGACAUCAUGACUCUCCUCCACAGAGUCCAGACCACGUUCAGUCAGCCGCUACAGGUUGGGCUUCAGGCUUAUUAUUACAUUGGUUCAGAAUCCUCGGCUGUAUUCUCCAUCUUAGCAUAUUCUGUAUGCUAACAUGGAAGUGUUCCAGAAACACUGAGUGUGUUUCUGUUAAAUGGGUGCAGUACGCCUGUGAAAUCUAAUGCAUUCCAGUACAACAUCACUGCCAUAAAUCUACCUUUACAAAGAUGUUUUUUCCUUUUUUCUUCAUGCCUUUUUGUUGAUGCUAUAAUUCACAGUAAUUUUGUAUCCAGUGUCAACAAGUUCCAAACUUGAAUUAUAAUAUACACAGACUAACAAUUGCAUUUGUGAUUGUCUGCUUCAGUAGAAUUUCCAUUGUUCAGAUUUCUAGUUUCUCCAGCAUUGUCCAUUGCCACUACCAGUGUAAGAAAUGCUUGUGUAUAAAAAGUUCUGUGAUAUCUUUUUAUAUAUCUGCAGUAAAUGUUGACCAUCCACCCACUAUGACCUCAAUAAUUCUCUGUUUAUGCUAGAUGUUAAUAUAUUAUACAUGAUAAGUUAACACUUGUGCACAACUGCAUAUUUUCAAGGAUAUGUGAUUGUAAAAUUAUAACAACAACUAGGUUUUCAGUAAAGGAGGGCUUUAAAGAAAGUGUUUAUUAGCAAUGAAACUAAUUUAGAAGUUGUAGCAUUUCCAAAAACACCAAUUUGUGGAAACUAUACCUUCAUGUUUCACAGCAUAAAGACGCAUCCUGAACUUUAUAAAUGCUUGAUGAGGUGGAAGACUGGCUGUAUGAGACACGAUUAUUAUUGAUCUCUGUACACAUAAGACUAUCAGCUGUUCUAAAAGCCCUUGACAUUCAGACAUCAUGUGUCUGUUUGUUGAGCAGAAGGUCAUGUAUUAGGUGACAGACAGGUGUUUUCACGUCUGUAUUAGCCUCACUUAGCUCCACUGCUAUGUGUUGAAAUGGUCUUGUCUUUGUUCUGCAUCUCAUCUGGACAGCAUUUCCUUUUAUUGCUGAGGUUAACAGCCUGUUCUCUUUGUGAUCCAGCCUUUUUUUUUGCACAUCUGAGACUGAGCAUCAUGUGUUAGCGAGUAUAAAAGCCUUGAAGGGUGAAAGAUUAGAGCAGAAGAGCUCUUGAAGUCCUCACAUGUUGUCGUUUGGAUAUGAAUAUAUGAAUAUCUCGGUGUCUGCAUUGACGGCUCAUGUUUGAAACGUUCGAUCUGGGCAGCAAUGGAAAAUUUACUUUGAGAGCAGACUUUUACUUAGCUGGUGUAAACAGUGUUGUUUUUGUCUUAUCAAAUCAUUUUCCAGAGUCUAAUUUAAUAUGGCAGACGAGUAAAGUAACCUGUCAGGACUGUUAAAUUCUGAGCUUGCAGGUUUUAUCAAACGGCCACAAAGAUCAUGGGAAUAAAAGUGAAUUAAUUACUAGCCUCAGUCUUUUCUAAUGAGAAAUCUAUGCUCAGGGAGGCGCAGUAGUUUGACUGAUAGAAAACACUUUCUGAAUCUAUAAUUUGAGGAUGAGAAGGUUCAGGACGCCGAAGUGAACCAGUGUGAGAAUUUAUUCCUCCCUUUAACCACUGACAUAUUAAAUAGCUGUGACUGUAAAUGCAAAUUACGUUCAUACAUUCAUUCAUUAUUGUUUUUUAUCUAUUUUUUAUGACCUUUUAUAGAAUCACUAGGUCGGCCAUAGCUGUCUUCUAAUUAC
Molecule: messenger RNA, 3423 nt
Organism: Amphiprion ocellaris (clown anemonefish)
Lineage: Eukaryota; Metazoa; Chordata; Actinopteri; Pomacentridae
Product: tripartite motif-containing protein 16-like
Exons: 1
Coding region: 1-1830 (609 amino acids)
Molecular function (GO): zinc ion binding; protein binding
Source: RefSeq, a predicted model, not a curated record